ACGGGUCAUAAGCUGUGAAAAAAUAGUCGAGUAAACAUCGCACCAGAAAACGAGAGCAAGUUUUUGAACAUCACAAAAAGUUUUUUAUUUCAAAAAGUGCACAUCUGGUCAAGGAAUAAAAAUCCUAAAAGUUAGUUAACGUUUAUAUUUCGAGCGAAUCAAGCGUAAAGCCAAAAUGCAAAUUUUCGUGAAGACCCUGACUGGCAAGACCAUCACCCUCGAGGUCGAGCCCUCCGAUACCAUUGAGAACGUCAAGGCCAAGAUCCAGGACAAGGAGGGUAUCCCCCCAGACCAGCAGCGUCUGAUCUUCGCCGGCAAGCAGCUGGAGGACGGACGCACCCUGUCCGACUACAACAUCCAGAAGGAGUCUACCCUCCACUUGGUGCUCCGUCUCCGUGGAGGCAUGCAGAUCUUCGUCAAGACCCUGACUGGCAAGACCAUCACCCUGGAGGUCGAGCCCUCCGAUACCAUCGAGAAUGUCAAGGCUAAGAUCCAGGACAAGGAGGGUAUCCCCCCAGACCAGCAGCGUCUGAUCUUCGCCGGCAAGCAGCUGGAGGACGGACGCACCCUGUCCGACUACAACAUCCAGAAGGAGUCCACCCUCCACUUGGUGCUCCGCCUCCGUGGAGGCAUGCAGAUCUUCGUCAAGACCCUGACUGGCAAGACCAUCACCCUGGAGGUCGAGCCCUCCGAUACCAUCGAGAAUGUCAAGGCUAAGAUCCAGGACAAGGAGGGUAUCCCCCCAGACCAGCAGCGUCUGAUCUUCGCCGGCAAGCAGCUGGAGGACGGACGCACCCUGUCCGACUACAACAUCCAGAAGGAGUCUACCCUCCACUUGGUGCUCCGUCUCCGUGGAGGCAUGCAGAUCUUCGUCAAGACCCUGACUGGCAAGACCAUCACCCUGGAGGUCGAGCCCUCCGAUACCAUCGAGAACGUCAAGGCCAAGAUCCAGGACAAGGAGGGUAUCCCCCCAGACCAGCAGCGUCUGAUCUUCGCCGGCAAGCAGCUGGAGGACGGACGCACCCUGUCCGACUACAACAUCCAGAAGGAGUCCACCCUCCACUUGGUGCUCCGUCUCCGAGGAGGCAUGCAGAUCUUCGUGAAGACCCUGACUGGCAAGACCAUCACCCUGGAGGUCGAGCCCUCCGACACUAUCGAGAACGUCAAGGCUAAGAUCCAGGACAAGGAGGGAAUCCCCCCAGAUCAGCAGCGUCUGAUCUUCGCAGGCAAGCAGCUGGAGGACGGACGCACCCUGUCCGACUACAACAUCCAGAAGGAGUCCACCCUCCACUUGGUGCUCCGUCUCCGUGGAGGCAUGCAGAUCUUUGUGAAGACCCUGACCGGCAAGACCAUUACUCUCGAGGUCGAGCCCUCCGACACCAUCGAAAACGUCAAGGCCAAGAUCCAGGACAAGGAGGGUAUCCCCCCAGACCAGCAGCGUCUGAUCUUCGCCGGCAAGCAGCUGGAGGACGGACGCACCCUGUCCGACUACAACAUCCAGAAGGAGUCCACCCUCCACUUGGUGCUCCGUCUCCGAGGAGGCAUGCAGAUCUUCGUGAAGACCCUGACUGGCAAGACCAUCACCCUGGAGGUCGAGCCCUCCGACACCAUCGAGAACGUCAAGGCCAAGAUCCAGGACAAGGAGGGUAUCCCCCCAGACCAGCAGCGUCUGAUCUUCGCCGGCAAGCAGCUGGAGGACGGACGCACCCUGUCCGACUACAACAUCCAGAAGGAGUCCACCCUCCACUUGGUGCUCCGUCUCCGAGGAGGCAUGCAGAUCUUCGUGAAGACCCUGACUGGCAAGACCAUCACCCUGGAGGUCGAGCCCUCCGACACUAUCGAGAACGUCAAGGCCAAGAUCCAGGACAAGGAGGGAAUCCCCCCAGAUCAGCAGCGUCUGAUCUUCGCCGGCAAGCAGCUGGAGGACGGACGUACCCUGUCCGACUACAACAUCCAGAAGGAGUCCACUUUGCAUUUGGUGUUGCGUCUGCGCGGCGGCGCUCUCUAGAUUUUUUCACCACAGUAAUCUCUUAAAAUUGAUCUUGCCGAGAAGGCGCCACACUACUCUCAGUAAUGUUUAUUGGCUUCAAAAAAGGAAAGAGCCACCUAAGGCCUAACCGCAAAAUGUAUUAAUAUUCGAUAAUAAAUUUUCAAUUUGUGUGUUCAAAA
Drosophila bipectinata is the source of this 2169-nucleotide messenger RNA. RefSeq names its product Ubiquitin-5E (gene Ubi-p5E). Gene Ontology annotation, biological process: protein ubiquitination; modification-dependent protein catabolic process. The record is from RefSeq and is a predicted model, not a curated record. Gene Ontology annotation, molecular function: RNA binding; ubiquitin protein ligase binding; protein tag activity. Gene Ontology annotation, cellular component: nucleus; cytoplasm. Lineage: Eukaryota; Metazoa; Arthropoda; Insecta; Diptera; Drosophilidae.